This is a messenger RNA of Cygnus olor (mute swan), 4410 nucleotides long. RefSeq names its product butyrylcholinesterase (gene BCHE). Gene Ontology annotation, cellular component: plasma membrane. Lineage: Eukaryota; Metazoa; Chordata; Aves; Anseriformes; Anatidae. The transcript is spliced from 4 exons. Gene Ontology annotation, molecular function: acetylcholinesterase activity. Gene Ontology annotation, biological process: choline metabolic process; acetylcholine catabolic process. The coding region runs from base 208 to 2019 and encodes 603 amino acids. The record is from RefSeq and is a predicted model, not a curated record.
GAUGUCAGAUACUACGGAACGGCUGCCUGCAGAUCAAGUUGCUGCUGCCAACUCUCGCGAGCUUUGUGUCAGAAACAGUUGAUUAUAAUGUCAGUACUGUCCAAUUUACGGGCUUAAAGCAGCAGCUGCAUACUGCAUUUUCCCUGAAGUAUUCAAAGAACCUGACUCUUAAAAACUUUGUAGUUCUUGUAAUAGAAUUGGGGCAUCAUGAUUUGGGUAAAUGGUACAAGUAUCCAUACCAGAUUUCUUAUGUGGCUUCUUCUCCUGUAUAUGUUCAUCAGGAAAGUAGUGCCUGAAGAUAACAUCAUUACAACCAAGAAUGGCAGAGUAAGAGGGACAAACCUGCAGGUGCUUGGGGGGACUGUGACAGCCUUCCUUGGAAUACCUUACGGAAAGCCACCCAUUGGUAGACUGAGAUUUCAAAAACCAGAGCCUCAUGAGAAGUGGUCAGAUGUUUGGGAUGCCACAAAACACGCGAACUCCUGUUAUCAGCUUAUAGAUACAACUUACCCUGGAUUUCCUGGAUCAGAGAUGUGGAAUCCAAAAACUAACCUAAGUGAAGACUGCUUAUACCUUAAUGUAUGGAUUCCUUCUCCCAGACCCAAGAAUGCAACUGUCAUGGUUUGGAUAUAUGGGGGUGGCUUUGAGUCUGGGUCAACUUCCCUACCUGUCUAUGACGGCAAGUUUCUAGCCAGGGUAGAAAGAGUUAUUGUAGUUUCCAUGAACUACAGGACUGGUGCAUUAGGAUUUUUGGCUUUGCCGGGAAACCAGGAAGUUCCUGGAAAUGCAGGUUUAUUUGAUCAAAGACUAGCACUUCAAUGGGUCCAGGAGAACAUAGCAGCCUUUGGAGGCAAUCCAAAAAGUGUGACUAUAUUCGGAGAGAGUGCUGGCUCGGCUUCUGUAAGUUACCAUAUCCUUUCUCCUAAAAGCCAUCCUUUAUUCACAAGAGCCAUCAUGCAAAGUGGAUCUGCAAAUGCCCCUUGGGCUGCAAUAACAGCAUCUGAGGCCAGGAACAGAACAGUGGCUUUGGCUAAACAACUCCAGUGUCCCACCAGCAAUGAGACAGAGCUAAUUCUCUGCCUCCAAGACAAGGACCCAAAGGAUAUAUUGGAGAAUGAAGUUUAUGUCACAAAAUAUGCCCCUCUUUUACAAAUAUAUUUUUGUCCAACUGUGGAUGGUGAUUUUCUAUUGGACAUGCCAGAAACAUUGAUUGAAAACGGCAUUUUCAAACAAACACAGAUCUUGGUUGGUGUUAAUAAAGAUGAAGGAUCGAGUUUUCUAGCAUAUGGAGUCCCUGGCUUCAGCAAGGACAGUGAUGGCUUGAUAAACAAAACAGAAUUUGAAGCAGCUUUAACUCUGUCCUUUCCAGAAGCAAGCCAACUUGCAAUAGAAUCAAUCAUUUUUCAAUACACAGAUUGGGAAAAUGAGCAAAAGCCAGAACAUUACCGUGAUGCCAUGGAUGAUGUUAUCGGGGACUACAAUAUCAUAUGUCCUGCAGUGGAGUUCACCAAAAAAUUUGCACAACUAGGACACAAUGUCUUCUUUUACUUUUUUGAACAUCGAUCCUCAAAGCUCCCUUGGCCUGAGUGGAUGGGGGUAAUGCAUGGUUAUGAGAUUGAGUUUGUGUUCGGAUUGCCUCUAGAAAGAAGAGUUAAUUACACCAAAGCUGAAGAAAUCUUAAGCCGGUCCGUGUUGAGGUAUUGGGCAAGUUUUGCGAAAACUGGAAAUCCAAAUGGGACCCUGGUUAAUGGAACAAGAUGGCCAGUCUUCACCAGUACUGAACAAAAAUAUUUAACAUUAAAUACUGAUGCUUCAGAGGUGCUGACAAAGUUACGUUCUCAGCAGUGUCGAUUCUGGAAUAUUUUUUUUCCCAAAGUUCUGGAAAUGACAGGAAAUAUCGAUGAAGCAGAACGAGAGUGGAAAGCAGGAUUCCAUCGCUGGAACAAUUACAUGUCAGACUGGAAAAAUCAAUUUAAUGAUUACACCAGCAAGAAGGAGAGAUGUGCAGGCUCUAAUUAAUAUGUUUACCCUUUCCAGUAUUUCUGUAUUACUGUUCAUCAAGGCAAGUAUACAGGUAGCUUUCUAACACAUCUAGCAUUAAAUAUGUUAUGCAGACUGAAAAAAACGUUAUGGAUAUAAUUUUGAUUCCCCAGAUCUUUCAUUUAUAUUUUACCUCAUAUCUCAAUAAACAAUAUAAGGCAUCCGUACCCUUUGAAGCUUCGGUGUGUUAAAUAGGACUAUAGAGAUUAAAGUCUGAAGAUUAAUGAUGUACAUAUAAACACUAGCUGCUUAAAUUCACACUUCAAAGAUACAAUGUAAUCUGUUAUAGAAAAAUGGAUUUUUUUUUUAGUAGAAAUAGCAGUGGUUUAUAGCAUUGCCAUGCAAAACACAAUCAUUUUUGAUCUUUAACUGCAAUGCCACAGCACUUAAACCUUGCUUCAGACAUAAUUUAAUUGACAUAAAUAUAAAGAAAUAACAAAUUUGCUGGACACACCAAAUGAUAUUUGCUUGUUAGACCAAAAAGUUUUAAGAUGCUCAUUAAAGCCUGAAUCAUUGCUUCUUUAUGGCAAAAUCUGUAGGACUAAGCCAUAGUAAGAGGGUAUUCAAACUAUCUGUUGAAGACUUGGAGACUUAAAUCAUCUGCAUUCUGUGCAAGUGCAAAGGUGAAAUAAGCCAGAAAAACUGAGACCUGUGCUUCUGCUAUCCUUUUUUUUUUCUUUUUUUUUUCUUUUUUUUUUCCUUUUUUUUUCUUUUUUUUUUUCUUCCACGGAGCUAAAAACUACAGAUUUACAAAGUAAUACAUUCACAGCUUUCCCUGCUCAGGCACCCAAUUGUCUUCACCCUGUACAAGUCUCUGCAAUGGAGGUAAGCUCUAAUUAUGAACAUUUUUGUUUACUGAGUUGUCUCGCAGUCAAGGGACAGGCCCAUAUUUACUGGAACGUGAAGGAUAAGUUUUUAUACAUCUAGAAGAACAUCAGUCUGUUCUUUCUCAAUCUAGCAAGCUCAUCAGAAGUCAGCCAUGAAAGCCCUGCUAAGGAAGGCUGGGAGGAACCUCACUGUAGAGGGACAUUGUGAUGUGGUGGGAAGGACGCGGCUCUUUGACAUGGUCAAAUCGGCUCCAGUUGUCACACACGUAGAUGUCUCCUCAAUGGCUUUCUACCCACUCAAGCUGACUCUAUCAGACUGUCCUAAAAAAAACCUUGGAUAACUUUUCCUCCUAUUUCUCUACUUCUGGAUGGAGUUGCAAGCUGUAUGCUUCAAUAAUACUUUAAAUAGCUGUUUUUUACUGGCCCAUCUGGGAAGAAUAAAUGUCAAAAAUUUGAUAAACAUAAGGAGUAUGUAAAAGCAACAACCCAUCUCAUAAAUAAAUUAUUCUGAAGCUUUCUGUAAAAGUAAUAGCCUUUCAGUGGAUCUAUUUUCUGUUCUAGUGAUUAUGAGCUCUUGCAAAAUUCCGUCUUGAAUUUAAUAUACUGAAGAGAUCUAGAUAAGAAACAGAGGGUGGUCUCUUUUGGCAGUUAGUUUGACCACAUGGGAUCCCUACACACACACACAUGAAGACAUAUUUUUGCAGAAAAGCUAAACUCUGAAACUGAUGAUGGCUUAUCAUCUUUUCAGUUGUUUCUAAGAGAACACAAUUAUUUCCUGACUUUUUAAUGGAAAAACAUCUUUACCACAAUAUUUCCAAAGACUAGAAUUCAUCCUACACAGUAAAAAAAAACUGGUCAUUUUUGAGCAGGCUAAUUAAAACUUGAAUGUAUCUAGGAUUAAAAAGCCCUCUUCAUACACCACUUCAUGUCUAUACCACAAGUAAUUAGCUCACUACAUACAUUAGCAUAGUUACUGCUAUUAAUAAUAGCAUGGAGAGCUGUGUCAUUCUGUGGUGUAUUGGCUAUUUACUGGAUAUUACAUACUGCUGAUAAGCUUUUGAAAAAGUGACAGAAGGGUAAACUUUCUGUCCAACAUUGAGCUCAUUCUGGAUCUCCCAAUUUUACUCACUUGGUGUACUUCAUAGGUAUGCUGGGUACUCAUCUGCCACAGUGAGCCUCAACACCUGCGAUAGCACAUAAGCAUAUUUAAAAGCAACAUUUUUCUUUUCUGAUAUCCUCUUUUUAGUUAUAUUUCACUAUCUAUCUGUCUAAUCAGCCUAAUCAGUGAGAAAAAAAAAUAAAAAAUCCGAGCUAAUUAAAAUGUACAAAUAACCUUUGGGAAGGGCAGAAUGCAAAGAAGUCUAUAAAAUAUUUUGCUGUGAAGGUGUCUUUAUAUGUGGUGUCAGCUAGGAUGUAUAAGGUCUAUUUGAAGACUAAUACUCUUUCCACAGUAUUUAUAACAUGUCUGUACCGUGUUCUUAAAUAGGAAUAAGGAUGGAGGGAGGAAGAAAGAAAAGCAGGGUAAAAUAAAACUUAAAACUAC